AGGUUCGUUGCUGACACAAUGGUCAAACAAGAUUAACUCAAGCAGCACAUUUCGGAUCCAUAGAAAAGUUUUAAACUUCCGUGUGUCGCAAUGAUAUGGAUCUAUUAAUACAGUAUGCUUCUUCGGGGAUUGUUAAAUGCUCGUCACUAACAGUCAGUGUCACGAAACGUGCAGGCGCUGAGAGGUGGCCAGUAGGUAUCCAUCGUACAAGGCGUUUCAUCUCAAGGACACGACGGUUCUCUGACAUGCAAACGAUGGGGGCUAUUUGCUGUUGUUUCAGAAGAAAUUACAAGCCUGUCCCUUCAAAUACAGACUGGCGGAAUCAGCUGUCGGAGGAAGAGAAGAACGUUUACCUGACAGAGAAGACAUUGCUGCUUGUGUCGGAGAACCUAGGGGAAGGUUGGAAGGCGGUGGGCGUCCGUCUAGGGCUGACUUAUGUGUGUGUACAGGGGUGCAAGAUGACUCACUCUACCUGUGUGAUGCAGAUCUUUGUCAUGUUGAACACGUGGAGGAAGAAGGAAGGUCAGGAGGUUACAGCCGGGAAUCUGAUGAUGAUCCUUCAGCAGAGUCUACAGGUGUGCAAUAUAGACAUGUGGGGUGUCGUUGAUGUGUUGAAGGAGCACUGAUGAUCUAACUCACACCUCAACUCAACGUAUCAGUGACAAAAACGAUGUCCGAUGCAAGUCACUAUUUUGACUUAUACCAUACGUUCCGAAAUAUUUUCAGGUUACCACAAUUGACUAGACUUUGCAUAUAUUUAAUAACGGGUGGGACAGGAUACGCUCACCUUCGCAAACACCUGGUAUCAUCACAAUUUCAUACUCAUGCAUAAACACAUGCUGUCAUCGUAUCGCAUGGUGAUAAUCACUUGAUUGUCUGGUUCAGACUCGAUUGUUUACAAACAAGAUCGUACAGCUAGAAUUCUGCUGAAGCUUACACAUAUUCAUGAAUUAGUCACAAUCGUAUAAUCGACUCUGCUUUUAGCCGAGAUUUCUUAUUGAUGUGGAAAUGGUUUUGUCGCUUCUGUUUAUGAAAACCAGUAGUUCAUUAUUUGUACUAAGGAAUUAUAAUGUUUUUUGUUGUUAUGAUCACAAUUAAUGUUUGUGUAAUAUUUUCCAUAAGAUUCGGAUUCAGAACUGCUUUGGUAACAUUUGCUGGUAACUAUUGCUGUUUCAGAUACUCUUUGUACCGAACAAGGGCAAGUCUAAUAAUAACGUAGA
Messenger RNA from Haliotis rubra (blacklip abalone), 1220 nucleotides. RefSeq lists its product as uncharacterized. NCBI's taxonomy places the organism in Eukaryota, Metazoa, Mollusca, Gastropoda, Lepetellida, Haliotidae. Bases 96 to 626 code for a protein of 176 amino acids. Gene Ontology annotation, biological process: signal transduction. The transcript has 2 exons. The record is from RefSeq and is a predicted model, not a curated record. Gene Ontology annotation, molecular function: protein binding.